This is a messenger RNA of Nomia melanderi (Alkali bee), 2186 nucleotides long. RefSeq names its product phospholipid phosphatase 5. Gene Ontology annotation, molecular function: phosphatidate phosphatase activity. The record is from RefSeq and is a predicted model, not a curated record. Gene Ontology annotation, cellular component: membrane. Gene Ontology annotation, biological process: phospholipid dephosphorylation; phospholipid metabolic process. Lineage: Eukaryota; Metazoa; Arthropoda; Insecta; Hymenoptera; Halictidae.
CUAUUAACUAUUUUGUAACGACACAUAACCGUACUUCGAACAACAGAAAACGAUUUAAUGAAAUCUGUUGUCAGAGAAGCAACAAAAACACACAGAAUGGAAAUAUGGUAUAAAUAUAUGAAUAUUUGUGAUUGAACUCCACAUGGACCCCAAAAUAACUAUUUUGCGUAUAAAAGUUAGGCACUAUGGAUCGAAUUGUUGCCCAACGAUGCGUAAGCCUAUUUAGCCUUAUCUAUACAUUUAUCGUUUAACAUUUAAUAUUCGAUGAUGUCGAGAAUUUUUUUAUUAACUAAACGACUCUGAAAGAUAAUGAAAACACGUCAAAUUAGCUUUUCUAACGUUAGAAACUGAAGCAGGUAAAAAUUCUGUGGGCCCGAGUAGACCCAAUCGUCGAUGGCUUUGAGAUUACUAGAAUUAUCCUUAUUCCGAGAAUUAAAUAAUAUACAACUUGAUGUACCGCGUAAAAUGAAAAUGAUUAAAAUUACAAGUAGUUAAGCAAAUAGUAAUAAUUACAAUUUACGCAGUGUGUAGGGUUAAAAACGAAAGAUUCACUAGUACGUAUGAUAGAUUUAAUUGAUUAAACGUGGUCUAGGAAAUCAAGCCAGAUUUUGUUGUUUAAACAUUUUUUGAGAAAUGCAUAACUUAUUUAUGAAUAUAAACCAUUUGAUACAUUAAUAUUCUUUAGACUUGAUUUUUAUGCGAAACAUAUUCUAAGAAAUCCAAGCAUACGAUUUCAGUAUGGCAGAUAUCACAAUGAGGUUUGAUUCUCAAUCACUAUAAUUUAACUGAAACGAAUGCAUUAUUGUAAUUUUUCAUAUCGAAUCGAAUGAUUAUGGUUAACUUGAAAUUUUGUUACUGCGAAAAUAUAACUUAUUCGACAGUAUUUUUUAAAUAUUAUCUUUAAAUAUAUUUCUAUGUGUACAUGUACAUUGACCAAUUGUAAACGAUUGGUUAACGCUUUUUGUCAUAGAAGAAUCGUAUCAAAUCGUUAACGAAGGUGAGUAAUUAGUAUACAGCAACUGUUUGUGUGAAAUUACAUCUUUAUACAUAAAUUUAGAAGAAUUAUUUAGUACUUUUACAAUGGAUGGACUCUUGUUAAACAGUAUUAUUCAAAUAUACAACAGUGUGUAUAUUUGUACACAUAUAUAGUGAACUUGAAUGUAUGCAUUCCAUGCAGACUUGUUUAUAUGUAUUUAAUAUACAAAAUGAUAGAUGUACUAUGAAUACUUUUAUUUAGUCAAACAUAUAAUGGCUGUUUCACGUAGUACAGAUUUCUUAAAAGGAUUUUGGUUCGAUAUAUUAUUACGGAUUGUUUUAGCAGGAUUAUUCAUAGAAUUAGAAAAAGCAGAACCAUUUACAAGAAAAAUUCAUGAAGAGGAAUUAUGGCUAUAUAAAAAUCCAAGAACAGAUUCUUAUGUUCCAACUACAGUAUUAUGGCCUUUAGUAUUCCUCAUGCCAGCCAUAGUGAUCUUUUUUACUUUCAUAGUUUACAAGGACAAAACUGAUUUCUAUCAGGCAAUAUUAUCAGUGACUUUAGCAUUAGGAUUCAACGGUGUUAUCACGGAUAUUAUAAAACUUGUAGUUGGUCGUCCUAGACCAGAUUUCUUUUGGAGAUGCUUCCCUGAUGGAAAAGCAAAUUCUGAUUUCAAAUGUAAUGGAAACCUAGUUGUCGUAAGAGAUGGGAAAAAGUCAUUUCCAAGUGGACAUUCUUCAUUUGCAUUUGUAAGCUUUGGUUUCGUUGCUCUAUACAUAGCUGGAAAGCUACAUACGUUUAGUCUAGUUGGCAAGGGACAGUCGUGGAAGUUGUGUGCAUUUAUUUUACCAAUUUGUAUUGCACUUGGAAUCGCAUUAAGUAGAGUUUGCGAUUACCACCAUCAUUGGCAAGAUGUGGUUGCAGGUUCCAUAAUAGGAUACUUUCUAACAUACAUAUGUUAUAGACACUAUUAUCCACCCCUAGAUUCACAAGUGUGCCAUAAGCCAUACGCUGACCUUACCCUGCAAACAGAAACUGCAAAGAUCAGAAACGAUCAGAUCAAGUGGAUCUAAUGUAUUAACAAUUUAAAAAGCUAACGGUAUUAAUAGAAUUUAUUAAUUUAAUGUCUCCAACGAUCCUGUAUUUCUAAUUUACACCUGUGUUAUGUAUAUUUAUGAACAUACCAAAUAAUAAUACCUAAAUUUCCAACGGA